Messenger RNA from Owenia fusiformis, 1113 nucleotides. NCBI's taxonomy places the organism in Eukaryota, Metazoa, Annelida, Polychaeta, Sabellida, Oweniidae. The record is from the annotation of a GenBank genome assembly.
GGUUGCCAUCCUGAUGUGGGGCACAUGUUUUGCCAAUAAAAGCAUGACUAUUAGGUCAGAUAACGAAGCAGUGUGUCACAUUAUAAAUAAGGGGGUUACCAGGGACAAGAAAAUGAUGUUGCUAUUACGCAAAAUGGUAAUACAAUGUCUGGAACAUAAUAUUUUUGUUAAAGCUAAGCAUAUCCCAGGGGUAGAAAAUGUUGCAGUGGACGCUUUAUCAAGGAACAUGUUUCAGAGUUUCUUAGAGGUCAAGCCCCACAAAGACAUGAAUUACAGAGGUGCCGGACAAUCUAAAACCGGAGAGCUGGAAUUUAUCUUCCGUCAACUAGUUUCAAGGGCUCAGGCACCUGGAACCAGAGACUUAUAUCAGCGGACCUGGAAUGAAUUAGUACACUUUGGCCAAAAAAUGAACUGUUCAAUUUUUCCCCUAUCAGAAGUAAAUCUCAGUCUAUUUAUAGCGGAAAUGCAUCAAUUACAUUAUGCUCCCUCCUCAAUUCGUAUUUUUGUUUCUGCUAUAGCUUAUGUUCAUAAAAUGGGAGGACUAAAAGACCCAUCAAGUCUUUUUUAUUCAACAAGGGCUAAAAGGUUUAACAAAACCACGGGGAGCUGUCGAUGUCAGACAACCUAUUUCUAUUGCAUUAUUGGAGAAAAUGGUACUGGCCUUACCAGAAGUGCUUAAUGAUGAGGGAGCUGUAGUUUUGUACACAGCAAUGUUCACUCUGGCAUUCUUUGGGUUGCUUAGAGUAGGGGAGAUGACUGGUUUUACCCACAAUUUAAAAAUCAAUAGCCUAGAGAAACUUUCCCAUAAAGGCCUAGUUCUGUGUUUUCAAACUUUUAAGCACAGCACUCGACCUUGUUAAAUCAAUAUAUACCCUGCAGUUAAGAGUACCAUAUGCCCAAUUGUUGCAAUGCGUACUUAUUUAAGAUCAAGAGGGUGGCACGAUGGCCCACUAUUUUUACAUAAAAGAGAAGCAGUAAGUACCACACAGUUCAGAAAUGUAAUGAAAGCAGUGUUGACAAAAUUAGGGUGUUCAAUAGGGUUAUUUAAAGCGCAUAGCUUUCGUAUCGGGGGUGCAACAUUUCUAGCCCAGUCUGGCUUUUCUGAUAUUCAGA